AUGCUCCGGCGGGGCUCCCUGCUGCUGUGCCUGGCCGCCCUGCCCGCCCUGUGCGCCCCGCCGCCGGAGACGGAGCUCGUCACCCCGCUCCUGCUGGACGGGCCGCGGCGGCCGUUCAAGCGCGGGCCGGCCGAGCCUCCCGGGCGCGGGGCGGUCUACCGGAUCCGCGCCUUCCGCGAGGACUUCUACCUGCGCCUGAGCCCGGACGCGCAGUUCAUCGCGCCCGCCUUCAGCACGCAGUACCUGGGCUGGGGGAAAGGAGGCGAGGAGGCCGCCCCGCGCCACUGCUUCUACUCCGGGGACGUCAACGCGGAGGCGGACUCCUUCGCCGCCCUGAGCCUGUGCGGGGGGCUGACGGGGGCUUUCGGCCACCGCGGCGCCGAGUACCUCAUCAGCCCGGUGAAGGGCGGCGGAGGCAACCGGGCGCGGUGGGGCGGCGGCGGCGAGCACCUGCUGCAGCGCCGCGCCCCCGCCCGCCGGCCCGCCUCCCGCUGCGGCGUGGCCUCGGGGCCGGCCCCGGCCCUCCGGCAGGCCCUGCAGGGCUACCGGGGCGCGCCCGGCCGCGCCAACGCCACCGCCACGGCGGCCGGCCGCGCCAAGCGCUUCGCCUCGCUGCCCCGCUACGUGGAGACGCUGGUGGUGGCCGACGAGUCCAUGGCGCGCUUCCACGGCGCCGACCUGCAGCACUACCUGCUCACCCUCAUGGCCGCCGCCGCCCGCCUCUACCGCCACCCCAGCCUGCGCAACCCCGUGCACGUGGUGGUGGUCAAGUUCCUGCUCCUGGGGCGCGACGACAAGGGCCCCAAGGUCACCGACAACGCCGCCCUCUCCCUGCGCAACUUCUGCGCCUGGCAGAAGAAGUGGAACAAGGGCAGCGACAAGCACCCCGAGUACUGGGACACCGCCGUCCUCUUCACCAAGCAGGAUUUGUGUGGAGCUACCACCUGCGACACCUUGGGGAUGGCAGAUGUGGGCACUAUGUGCGACCCCAAACGCAGCUGCUCAGUCAUUGAAGACGACGGUCUCCCCUCUGCUUUCACCACGGCUCAUGAGCUGGGGCACGUGUUCAACAUGCCCCACGACAACGUGAAGGUCUGCGAGGAGAUCUUUGGGAAGCUGAGGACCAACCACAUGAUGUCGCCCACGCUCAUACAGAUCGACCGCACCAACCCUUGGUCUGCCUGCAGCGCAGCCAUAAUCACAGACUUCUUGGACAGUGGUCAUGGUGACUGCCUCUUGGACCAGCCCACCAAACCUAUUGCACUGCCUGAAGACCUCCCCGGGACCAACUACAACCUCAACCAGCAAUGUGAGCUGGCCUUUGGCGUCGGCUCCAAGCCUUGCCCGUACAUGCAGUACUGCACCAAGCUCUGGUGCACGGGGAAAGCCCGCGGCCACAUCAUGUGCCAGACGCGUCACUUCCCUUGGGCUGAUGGCACCAGCUGUGGAGACGGGAGGUUCUGCUUGAAGGGUGCUUGUGUUGAGAGGCAUAACAUCAGUAAGUACCGGGUGGAUGGCAACUGGGGGAAGUGGGAUCCCUAUGGCCCAUGCUCUCGGACCUGUGGCGGAGGAGUCCAGCUGGCGAAGCGUGAAUGCAGCAACCCCCCACCUGCCAAUGAAGGGAAGUACUGUGAAGGGGUUCGAGUGAAAUACCGCUCCUGUGGUCUGGAUCCCUGCUCGGAUUCAGUCCCAGGGAAGAGUUUUCGGGAAGAGCAAUGUGAGGCUUUCAACGGGUUCAACCACAGCACGAACCGGCUCACCGCCACCAUCUCCUGGGUGCCCAAGUAUUCUGGAGUGUCUCCUCGGGACAAAUGCAAGCUGAUUUGCAGAGCCAAUGGAACCGGGUACUUCUAUGUCUUGGCUCCAAAGGUGGUGGAUGGCACCCCGUGCUCUCCGGACUCCACCUCGCUAUGUGUCCAGGGAAAAUGCAUCAAGGCUGGAUGUGACAGGAAACUCGGCUCAAAAAAGAAGUUUGAUAAAUGUGGAGUGUGCGGCGGGGACAACAAGAGCUGCAAAAAAGUCUCUGGCCUGUUCACCAAACCGAUGCACGGCUAUAACUUUGUGGUGCUCAUCCCAGCUGGCGCAUCCAGCAUUGACAUCAGGCAGCGAGGCUACAAGGGCCUAAUCAGUGACGACAACUACCUGGCGGUGAAAAACGGGCACGGCAAAUACCUCCUGAACGGGCAUUUCAUUGUCUCGCCCGUGGAGAGGGACCUGAUGGUGAAGGGCAGCGUGCUGCGGUACAGCGGGACCGGGACGGCGGUGGAAAGCCUCCAAGCCUUUAUGCCCAUCCAGGAGCCGCUGACCGUGGAGGUGCUGUCGGUCGGAAAGAUGACCCCGCCUCGGGUCCGGUAUUCCUUCUACCUGCCCAAAGAAAACAAGGAGGACAAGUCCUCGUACCGCAAAGAUGGGAAGCGCCCGCCGGUCCUCAACAACAGCAUUCUCACCCUCUCGAACCGCCUGGAUUCAGGCCGGCCGGAUUACAAACGCCCCUCUUACAAGUGGGCCACCACCAGCUGGGAGGACUGUUCCGUCACCUGCGGCAACGGGCUGCAGAAGCGCAUGGUGCUGUGCCGCGACGUCCUCGGCCAGCUGGCCUCCGCUUGCGAUGCCACUCAGCGGCCCACCGACAUCAGGAUAUGCGGCGACCCCUGCCCCACGUGGGAGGCGGGACCCUGGUCGCCGUGCUCCAAAACCUGUGGCAGGGGGUUCAAGAGGCGCAUACUGAAAUGCAAGGGACGGGGCGGUGUUCUGCUGCCCCGCGACCGCUGCAACCUCAGGAAGAAGCCCCAGGAGCUGGACUUUUGUACCCUGAGGCCGUGCUGA
Euleptes europaea (tarantolino) is the source of this 2826-nucleotide messenger RNA. It is a transcript of the gene ADAMTS15, whose product is annotated as ADAM metallopeptidase with thrombospondin type 1 motif 15. Gene Ontology annotation, biological process: extracellular matrix organization; proteolysis. The coding region runs from base 1 to 2826 and encodes 941 amino acids. The record is from RefSeq and is a predicted model, not a curated record. Lineage: Eukaryota; Metazoa; Chordata; Lepidosauria; Squamata; Sphaerodactylidae. Gene Ontology annotation, molecular function: metalloendopeptidase activity; zinc ion binding. The transcript has 8 exons.